UGGAGAUAUAAAAGAUGUGUAGUAGCCGACUUCACUCUUCCUUUUCGGGUGAAAUCACCUGUAAAAAGCAAAGCAAAGCAAAGCAGCAUCCUCUAAAAUCAAAACCAACCAAACCACCCCUAAUCGCUCUCGUCCCCAUCCAUUAUUCCCCGACGCAUCCCCAAUUCCUAAGCUUCAUCUGCGAUUUCAAUUUCCCCUCAAAUCCAUCCGUAAACCCUAGCUCAAUUUCGAUUCAACAUCUUCCACUGUCAAUCAUGGACGCUGACUCUUGGGCUGCUCGUCUAUCAUCUACAUCCAAACGAUACCAAUAUGCUCUUCAAUCCCGAUCAUCUGAUAUGUUUAUGGGGUUCGAGGACAUCGAGGUGGAUGAUGAUAUCAGGGAAGAAUUUCCAUGCCCCUUUUGCACUGGUUAUUUCGAUGUAGUGGGUUUGUGUUGUCAUAUUGAUGACGAGCAUCACGUUGAGGCCAAGAAUGGGGUGUGUCCGAUUUGUGCUGUGAGGGUGGGGGUAGACAUGGUAGCACAUAUAACCUUACAACAUGGAAACAUAUUCAAGAUAUCCUUUUUUUUAUACGAUAUUUCUACAAAAUAG
This is a messenger RNA of Lactuca saligna, 590 nucleotides long. Lineage: Eukaryota; Viridiplantae; Streptophyta; Magnoliopsida; Asterales; Asteraceae. The record is from the annotation of a GenBank genome assembly.